GGAGCUUGUAAAAUGAACCAAUGACAUUUGUGCGUUGCACUUGAAAGCUCGACGACUCAGGACGUUUCUGUAGACGUGUGAAGUGCUAGUGUUUAUUGACUUUACAUAUUUCUGUCAAUAAUUGUACAAUGACGUCGUGCCCGUUUUUGCGUAAAUUGUCUCCUACUGUGAUUCAAAGAGAUAUUCAACAGUUGAUCCAAUUAAUACCAAGAUGUCCGUUUGCUAGGCGUUUGUUCGAUGGAACUCCACUUUCCAGUCCUAGAAUGUAUUCAGAUGUCGCUAUGGAGCGUCAGUCAGAUGAAUCAUCAGUUUGUAAGAAUGUCUCAGAGUGCUUAUUGAAAAAAUGUCCUUUUACGGUCAAUUCAUAUGACUCAACAUGUUCAAAUGAUUAUCUGUGCGCCCAAACCUCUAAUAAUCACGAAAACGAGAUGUAUCAAAACCAGUUAUGUGGAAUUUCUGAUGACAUAUGUAUUCCAAACACGUGUGCCUUAUUCGCUGGUUGGCAAAAGAGUAUAGUUGCGAGAAAAAGUCUUCAGCCAACAACAGACAUAACGAUAAAGAACGCUGAUCCAGAACAUUCUCAAACAAUCGAUUCGGCGCGUAGUGAUGGUGAUAGCUGCCUAGGUUUCAAUUAUAAUAAGUUUUUCGUGUCUGAAGUAGAAAGAAAAAAAAGAGAUUCUACUUAUCGAGUAUUUAGAAGAAUUUUAAGAGACGCAUCUGAAUUUCCGUUUGCAGAUGAUUAUUCUAGUGGUAUGAAACGUCGUGUAGCUGUCUGGUGUUCCAACGAUUAUUUGGGAAUGAGUUGGCAUCCUAAAGUUCAAGAAGCUGCCAUUUCUACUAUACGUAAACAUGGUGUUGGUUCAGGUGGAACACGUAAUAUAUCUGGUAACUCAUUGUUACAUGAAUCAUUAGAAGCUGAAUUGUCAGAUCUUCAUGGAAAACCUGCAGCUUUAGUAUUUACAAGCUGUUACGUAGCUAAUGAAGCUGUAUUGCAUACUUUAGGAACUCGUAUACCGGAAUUAACAAUAAUCUCUGAUGCUGGUAAUCAUGCAUCAAUGAUACAUGGGAUUCGAACUAGUCGUUGUCCAAAAAUUAUCUAUAGACAUAAUGAUGUGAAUCACUUAACUUCGUUACUUGCAAAUAUACCUAAGGAUUCGCCGAAACUAAUUGCUUUUGAAACAGUCCAUUCAAUGUCAGGUGAUGUUUGCCCAUUGAAGAAUUUAUUAGAUGUUGCUGAAGCUAAUAAAGCACUCUCAUUUGUUGAUGAAGUUCACGCUGUUGGUUUAUACGGUGCACAUGGAGCUGGAGUUGCUGAACGUGAUGGUCAGAUGCAUAGGAUAGAUGCAAUUACGGGUACACUUGGAAAGGCUUUUGCUAGUAUCGGAGGCUAUUUAGCAGGAAGUUCUGAACUAGUUGAUAUGAUCCGAUCUUAUGCUUCUGGAUUUAUAUUUACUACUUCACUACCACCACAUUCCUUGGCUGCUGCACAAACAAGUAUUCAAAUUUUGAAAUCUUCUGAAGGAAAAGAACUUCGUGCAGAACACCAAAAACGAGUAUCUAUCGUACGCCAAAGUCUCCGUCAAGCAGGAUUGCCUGUGAUUGAAGCGCCAUCACAUAUUAUUCCGCUACAUGUCGGUGAAGCGAAACUAUGUACGAAAAUAUCAGAAGAACUGUUAUCCGAACAUAAUAUAUAUGUGCAAUCGAUAAAUUACCCAACUGUAGACAUAGGAGAUGAACGUUUGCGUAUUGCACCUACACCGCAUCAUACGGAUAAACUAACUGAAGAACUAGUGGAUUCUUUAUGUAUGGUAUGGAAAAAAUACAAUUUACCUUUAAAUGUUGAAUCAGCAAGAAAAAUCACCCGACAAGCUGGUUAACAUUGAAGAUAAACAAAUUAUUAAUAUUAUAUGAUUAUUAGUUUAAAGUAGGUGAUCAAACACAAAUUCGAUUGUUUAGUUUUAUUUAUUUCUUCACCAGUUAUUUUCAGUCAUGUAAAAGAAUGUCUACUUAAUUUGAAUAAAAUGUUAGUUUAACAAUUAA
This is a messenger RNA of Schistosoma margrebowiei, 2040 nucleotides long. The record is from the annotation of a GenBank genome assembly. NCBI's taxonomy places the organism in Eukaryota, Metazoa, Platyhelminthes, Trematoda, Strigeidida, Schistosomatidae.